GAUUGCAUUGGACUGAACGGCAACAAUCCCUAUAAGCUCGUGUAUCAUGACAAGAACAUACAGCCUGCUGAUACGCUUGAAAAGUUGGGUAUCAAGAAAGGUGAUUUAGUCGAGGUAUUAGAAUUAAAUACAAGGAGAGAUGACACAAUUAAAGAAGUUAAGCAAAUGAUUCAGGAUAAAGAAGGCGUCCCCCCUGACCAACAACAUCUUGUUUUUUAUAGAGAAUUGUAUGAUGACCAUACCUUGUUACAUUAUAAUAUCAAAGAAGAUUCUACAUUGAAUCUAGAAUAUGAAACAAUAAUGAUCUACGUAAACUUAAUGGAUGAAACAAUCAUAGAAUUGGAUGUCAAUAGAAGUUACACCAUCGAACAGGUUAUUCGUAUGAUCCAAGAUAAAGAAGGCAUUCCUUCUCAUCAAAUAACAUAUUUUACUAUUGAUGACGGACUUACGCAUCGCUAUGAUAUCACCUUAUCUCGCUACAACUCCCUUAAAACCUUAGCAAAUUAUGGGAUUAAGAAUGAGUCUACACUUAAACUAUUUCAUUAUAAACCAUUUUCUGGUUCUUUGUAUGUGAAAAUACUACGCAAAAAAACGACAACUGUGCAAGUAGAUUCGAAUGAUACCAUUGAACAAGUUAAACAAAAGAUUCAGGACAAAGAAGGAAUUUCUCCUGAUCAACAAUACCUCUUUUUUGCUAGCAUGCAAUUAGAAAAUGGGCGUACCUUAUCAGAUUAUUUCAUCCCAAAGGAGGCUACUGUUCAUCUUGUAGUUAAAGAAAUCAGUACUCAUAGAUAUGCUGGCGAUAUAUAUGUGAAAACACUAACGGGAAAGACAAUAAAUUUUUAUUUAGAACUUGAUACCACCAUUGAUGAAAUUACACAAAAGAUUCUGGACAAGGAAGGAAUCCCUCCUGAUCAACAACGCCUUAUUUUCGCUGGCAAGCAAUUAGAAGAAGGGAGAACUUUGGCAGAUUAUAAUAUUCAAAUUGAGUCUACUCUUCAUCUUGUGCUUAGAUUACGUGGUGGAAUGCUUCAGGAAACCAGUGGUCGCAUAGAAUUUGACGCACUGCCACCACUCACUCAAUAUACUCUAACACCUGAAGAACGUUUACAAAAUGGAAUUCAUGCUGGUAUUGCCUGUAAUUAUUGUGGUGAACGUGAAUGGAAAGGGACAAGAUAUAAAUGUUCUGAAUGUUCUGAUUAUGACUUGUGCUUUGAUUGUAUCACAAUGUCCGACCUAAUUCAUAACGCGCAACAUUCUUUUCUGAAAAUAUUGAAUCCCUUAGAUCCAAAGAAAGUUUCAAAAGAUACUUCUAUUGCUUAUGUUACCCCAAUACUACCAGACACGAAAGAGAAAUUAUUAGCUCUGCUACGCGAAGAAGAACGGCGAAGAUUUUCGUCUGAAAUUCAAAAAAAAUAUUAUGAUGUUGGGAGCGAUCCUACAAGUGGAAAGGAUUGGAUGGAUGUUACUGAUCAAAUGCAGCAUGAGUUGGUUCGAGAAUUUGGAUAUUCGGACGAAGCAGUACAAUUGUUGCGGCGUGCACCACAACUUUAUCCGGAUGAUCCUGAAUUUCGUACAACUCAAGUAUAUGUUCGCAAUAAUGUUGCCAACAUUGGAAAUCUCACUGAAGGAAUGCUAGCACCUGAUU
This is a messenger RNA of Racocetra persica, 1648 nucleotides long. Lineage: Eukaryota; Fungi; Glomeromycota; Glomeromycetes; Diversisporales; Gigasporaceae. The record is from the annotation of a GenBank genome assembly.